AUGCAUCUAAAACUACUCAUUUUGUUCAUUUUGACUUCAAACUAUGAUUUCACCGAGGGAAGAGAUGAUAAUUAUCAUACCAAAUCUACGACUAUUGCACCCGUGACAAGUACGAGUGAAUCGACGACCGAUGAGAUUACAACUGAGAAACCCACUUCUGUAUCGACAUCACCGACAACAGAACAAACAACACCAUCUACUGCAACAACAACUCAAUCCACCUCUCCAAGUGAGUCAACUACGAAAGAGACUACGACAACUGAGAAAUCCUCUUCUGCUUCGACAACACGGAAUACAGAAGAAACUGCAAGAACGCCUACCACCGAACAAUCAACAUCGUCAACUGUAACAACAACUCAAUCUACUACUACGGAAAAGGCGACUACAGAACCUACUACAACAAGAACAACAGCCAAACCAACAACACCGUCUACUAUAAGAACAACUCAACCUACGUCCACGGAGGAGACGACUAAGGAACCUACUACAACAAGAACAACCAUCGAACCAACACAAUCUACUGAAACGACAACUCAACCGACUACCACAGACGAGACGACUUCGGAACCUACUACAACAAAAACAACAACCAAACCAACAACACCGCCGACUGUAACAACAACUCAAUCUACCACCACCGAAGAGACGACAACUAAACCUACUACAACAAGAACAACCACCAAACCAACAACACCAACAACUGUGACAACAACUCAAUCUACUACCACAGAGAAGACGACUACGAAACCAACUACAACCAGAUCGACCACUGAACCAACAACACCAACAACUGUGACAACAACAAAAUCUACUACCACAGAGGAGACGACUACGAAACCUACCACAACAAGAACAACCACUAAACCAACAACACCGUCGACACUGUCAACUGUAACAACAACUGAAUCAACCACUUCGAGUGGAUCAAGUACAAAAGAAACUACAAAAACUGAGAAACCCACUUCGCCUUCGACAACAGUUAGUACAGAACAAACCACAACUGAGAAAGAAAGUUACUCCGAAUGUAACCCAACUGCGAGAAAUACUCCUUCCAAACCUACAAAAUCUACAAGGCAGACAACAACAAAAAAAACCAAAACUACGAGAACAACUACAACAAAACCAACGAAAACCACAAGAAGGACCACUCCAAAAACUACCAGAACUAAGAAAACGCCUGCAACGAAACCAACAAAAACUACCAAAAUGACAACAACAAAACCUUCCAAGACAACGAAAACGUCUACUACAAAACCAACGAAGACUACAAAACCUACUACUGCGAAGCCGACAACACCGACAACCGUGACAACAACUCAAACUACUACUACAGAGGAUACGACUACGAAACCUACUACCACGAAAACAACUCCAGAACCAACAACCCCGACAACUGAGACAACAACUCAAUCCACAACUCAAUCCACCACCACAGAGGAGACGACUGCGAAACCAACAACAACAAGAACAACUACAAAACCAACAACUCCGACAACUGAGACAACAACUCGAUCUACUACCACAGAGGAGACGACAACGAAACCUACCACAACUAGAACAACCACUGACCCAACAACACCAACAACUGUGACGACAACUCAAUCAACUACCACAGAAGGGACGAAUACGAAACCUACAACAACAAGAACAACUACAAAACCAACAACACCGACAACUGAAACAACAACUCGAUCAACUACCACAGAGGAGACGAAAACGAAACCUAUCACAACUAGAACAACCACUGAACCAACAACACCAACAACUGUGACGACAACUCAAUCAACUACCACAGAAGAGACGACUACGAAACCUACAACAACAAGAACAACUACAAAUCCAACAACACCGACAACUGAGACAACAACUCAAUCUACUACCACAGAGGAGACGACAACGAAACCUACCACAACUAGAACAACCACUGAACCAACAACACCAACAACUGUGACGACAACUCAAUCAACUACCACAAAAGAGACGACUACGAAACCUACAACAACAAGAACAACUACAAAACCAACAACACCGACAACUGAGACAACAACUCAAUCUACUACCACAGAGGAGACGACAACGAAACCUACCACAACUAGAACAAAAACAAAACCAACAACACCAACAACUGUGACAACUCAAUCAACUACCACAGAAGAGACGACUUCGAAACCUACAACAACAAGAACAACUACAAAACCAACAACACCGACAACUGAGACAACAACUCGAUCUACUACCACAGAGGAGACGACAACGAAACCUACCACAACUAGAACAACCACUGAACCAACAACAACAACAACUGUGACGACAACUCAAUCAACUACCACAGAAGAGACGACUACGAAACCUACAACAACAAGAACAACUACAAAACCAACAACACCGACAACUAAAACAACAACUGGAUCAACUACCACAGAGGAGACGACUACGGAACCGACUACAACAAAAACAACUUCAGAAACAACAACUCCGACAACUGAGACAACAACUCGAUCUACUACCACAGAGGAGACGACAACGAAACCUACCACAACUAGAACAACCACUGUACCAACAACACCAACAACUGUGACGACAACUCAAUCCACCACCACAGAGGAGACGACUACGAAACCAACUACAACCAGAACAACCACUAAACCAACAACACCAACAACUGAAACAACAACUCGAUCUACUACCACAGAGGAGACGACAACGAAACCUACCACAACUAGAACAACCACUGAACCAACAACACCAACAACUGUGACGACAACUCAAUCAACUACCACAGAAGAGACGACUACGAAACCUACAACAACAAGAACAACUACAAAACCAACAACACCGACAACUGAAACAACAACUCGAUCAACUACCACAGAGGAGACGACAACGAAACCUACCACAACUAGAACAACCACUGAACCAACAACACCAACAACUGUGACGACAACUCAAUCAACUACCACAGAAGAGACGACUACGAAACCUACAACAACAAGAACAACUACAAAACCAACAACACCGACAACUGAAACAACAACUCGAUCAACUACCACAGAGGAGACGACUACGAAACCUACCACAACUAGAACAACCACUGAACCAACAACACCAACAACUGUGACGACAACUCAAUCAACUACCACAGAAGAGACGACUACGAAACCUACAACAAGAACAACUACAAAACCAACAACACCGACAACUGAAACAACAACUCGAUCAACUAUCACAGGGGAGACGACAACGAAACCUACCACAACUAGAACAACCACUGAACCAACAACACCAACAACUGUGACGACAACUCAAUCAACUACCACAGAAGAGACGACUACGAAACCUACAACAACAAGAACAACUACAAAACCAACAACACCGACAACUGAAACAACAACUCGAUCAACUAUCACAGAGGAGACGACAACGAAACCUACCACAACUAGAACAACCACUGAACCAACAACACCAACAACUGUGACGACAACUCAAUCAACUACCACAGAAGAGACGACUACGAAACCUACAACAACAAAAACAACUACAAAACCAACAACACCGACAACUGAAACAACAACUCGAUCAACUACCACAGAGGAGACGACAACGAAACCUACCACAACUAGAACAACCACUGAACCAACAACACCAACAACUGUGACGACAACUCAAUCAACUACCACAGAAGAGACGACUACGAAACCUACAACAACAAGAACAACUACAAAACCAACAACACCGACAACUGAAACAACAACUCGAUCAACUACCACAGAGGAGACGACAACGAAACCUACCACAACUAGAACAACCACUGAACCAACAACACCAACAACUGUGACAACUCAAUCAACUACCACAGAAGAGACGACUACGAAACCUACAACAACAAGAACAACUACAAAACCAACAACACCGACAACUGAAACAACAACUCGAUCAACUACCACAGAGAAGACGACAACGAAACCUACCACAACUAGAACAACCACUGAACCAACAACACCAACAACUGUGACGACAACUCAAUCAACUACCACAGAAGAGACGACUACGAAACCUACAACAACAAGAACAACUACAAAACCAACAACACCGACAACUGAGACAACAACUCGAUCUACUACCACAGAGGAGACGACAACGAAACCUACCACAACUAGAACAACCACUGAACUAACAACACCAACAACUGUGACGACAACUCAAUCAACUACCACAGAAGAGACAACUACGAAACCUACAACAACAAAAACAACUACAAAUUCAACAACACCGACAACUGAAACAACAACUCGAUCAACUACCACAGAGGAGACGACAACGAAACCUACCACGACUAGAACAACCACUGAACCAACAACACCAACAACUGUGACGACAACUCAAUCAACUACCACAGAAGAGACGACUACGAAACCUACAACAACAAGAACAACUACAAAACCAACAACACCGACAACUGAAACAACAACUCGAUCAACUACCACAGAGAAGACGACAACGAAACCUACCACAACUAGAACAACCACUGAACCAACAACACCAACAACUGUGACGACAACUCAAUCAACUACCACAGAAGAGACGACUACGAAACCUACAACAACAAGAACAACUACAAAACCAACAACACCGACAACUGAAACAACAACUCGAUCAACUACCACAGAGGAGACGACAACGAAACCUACCACAACUAGAACAACCACUGAACCAACAACACCAACAACUGUGACGACAACUCAAUCAACUACCACAGAAGAGACGACUACGAAACCUACAACAACAAGAACAACUACAAAACCAACAACACCGACAACUGAAACAACAACUCGAUCAACUACCACAGAGGAGACGACUACGAAACCUACCACAACUAGAACAACCACUGAACCAACAACACCAACAACUGUGACGACAACUCAAUCAACUACCACAGAAGAGACGACUACGAAACCUACAACAACAAGAACAACUACAAAACCAACAACACCGACAACUGAAACAACAACUCGAUCAACUAUCACAGGGGAGACGACAACGAAACCUACCACAACUAGAACAACCACUGAACCAACAACACCAACAACUGUGACGACAACUCAAUCAACUACCACAGAAGAGACGACUACGAAACCUACAACAACAAGAACAACUACAAAACCGACAACACCGACAACUGAAACAACAACUCGAUCAACUACCCCAGAGGAGACGACAACGAAACCUACCACAACUAGAACAACCACUGAACUAACAACACCAACAACUGUGACGACAACUCAAUCAACUACCACAGAAGAGACGACUACGAAACCUACAACAACAAGAACAACUACAAAACCAACAACACCGAAAACUGAGACAACAACUCGAUCUACUACCACAGAGGAGACGACAACGAAACCUAUCACAACUAGAACAACCACUGAACCAACAACACCAACAACUGUGACGACAACUCAAUCAACUACCACAGAAGAGACGACUACGAAACCUACAACAACAAAAACAACUACAAAACCAACAACACCGACAACUGAAACAACAACUCGAUCAACUACCACAGAGGAGACGACAACGAAACCUACCACAACUAGAACAACCACUGAACCAACAACACCAACAACUGUGACGACAACUCAAUCAACUACCACAGAAGAGACGACUACGAAACCUUCAACAACAAGAACAACUACAAAACCAACAACACCGACAACUGAAACAACAACUCGGUCAACUACCACAGAGGAGACGACAACGAAACCUACCACAACUAGGACAACCACUGAACCAACAACACCAACAACUGUGACAACUCAAUCAACCACCACAGAAGAGACGACUACGAAACCUACAACAAGAACAACUACAAAACCAACAACACGGACAACUGAAACAACAACUCGAUCAACUACCACAGAGAAGACGACAACGAAACCUACCACAACUAGAACAACCACUGAACCAACAACACCAACAACUGUGACGACAACUCAAUCAACUACCACAGAAGAGACGACUACGAAACCUACAACAACAAGAACAACUACAAAACCAACAACACCGACAACUGAGACAACAACUCGAUCUACUACCACAGAGGAGACGACAACGAAACCUACCACAACUAGAACAACCACUGAACUAACAACACCAACAACUGUGACGACAACUCAAUCAACUACCACAGAAGAGACAACUACGAAACCUACAACAACAAAAACAACUACAAAACCAACAACACCGACAACUGAAACAACAACUCGAUCAACUACCACAGAGGAGACGACAACGAAACCUACCACGACUAGAACAACCACUGAACCAACAACACCAACAACUGUGACGACAACUCAAUCAACUACCACAGAAGAGACGACUACGAAACCUACAACAACAAGAACAACUACAAAACCAACAACACCGACAACUGAAACAACAACUCGAUCAACUACCACAGAGGAGACGACAACAAAACCUACCACAACUAGAACAACCACUGAACCAACAACACCAACAACUGUGACAACUCAAUCAACUACCACAGAAGAGACGACUACGAAACCUACAACAACAAGAACAACUACAAAACCAACAACACCGACAACUGAAACAACAACUCGAUCAACUACCACAGAGAAGACGACAACGAAACCUACCACAACUAGAACAACCACUGAACCAACAACACCAACAACUGUGACGACAACUCAAUCAACUACCACAGAAGAGACGACUACGAAACCUACCACAACUAGAACAACCACUGAACCAACAACACCAACAACUGUGACGACAACUCAAUCAACUACCACAGAAGAGGCGACUACGAAACCUACAACAACAAGAACAACUACAAAACCAACAACACCGACAACUGAAACAACAACUCGAUCAACUACCACAGAGGAGACGACAACGAAACCUACCACAACUGGAACAACCACUGAACCAACAACACCAACAACUGUGACGACAACUCAAUCAACUACCACAGAAGAGACGACUACGAAACCUACAACAACAAGAACAACUACGAAACCAACAACACCGACAACUGAAACAACAACUCGAUCAACUACCACAGAGGAGACGACAACGAAACCUACCACAACUAGAACAACCACUGAACCAACAACACCAACAACUGUGACGACAACUCAAUCAACUACCACAGAAGAGACGACUACGAAACCUUCAACAAAAAGAACAACUACAAAACCAACAGCACCUACAACUGAAACAACAACUCGAUCUACUACCACAGAGGAGACGACAACGAAACCUACCACAACUAGAACAACCACUGAACUAACAACACCAACAACUGUGACGACAACUCAAUCAACUACCACAGAAGAGACAACUACGAAACCUACAACAACAAAAACAACUACAAAACCAACAACACCGACAACUGAAACAACAACUCGAUCAACUACCACAGAGGAGACGACAACGAAACCUACCACAACUAGAACAACCACUGAACCAACAACACCAACAACUGUGACGACAACUCAAUCAACUACCACAGAAGAGACGACUACGAAACCUACAACAACAAGAACAACUACAAAACCAACAACACCGACAACUGAAACAACAACUCGAUCAACUACCACAGAGGAGAAGACAACAAAACCUACCACAACUAGAACAACCACUGAACCAACAACACCAACAACUGUGACAACUCAAUCAACUACCACAGAAGAGACGACUACGAAACCUACAACAACAAGAACAACUACAAAACCAACAACACCGACAACUGAAACAACAACUCGAUCAACUACCACAGAGAAGACGACAACGAAACCUACCACAACUAGAACAACCACUGAACCAACAACACCAACAACUGUGACGACAACUCAAUCAACUACCACAGAAGAGACGACUACGAAACCUACCACAACUAGAACAACCACUGAACCAACAACACCAACAACUGUGACGACAACUCAAUCAACUACCACAGAAGAGACGACUACGAAACCUACAACAACAAGAACAACUACAAAACCAACAACACCGACAACUGAAACAACAACUCGAUCUACUACCACAGAGGAGACGACAACGAAACCUACCACAACUAGAACAACCACUGAACUAACAACACCAACAACUGUGACGACAACUCAAUCAACUACCACAGAAGAGACAACUACGAAACCUACAACAACAAAAACAACUACAAAACCAACAACACCGACAACUGAAACAACAACUCGAUCAACUACCACAGAGGAGACGACAACGAAACCUACCACAACUAGAACAACCACUGAACCAACAACACCAACAACUGUGACGACAACUCAAUCAACUACCACAGAAGAGACGACUACGAAACCUACAACAACAAGAACAACUACAAAACCAACAACACCGACAACUGGAACAACAACUCGAUCAACUACCACAGAGGAGACGACAACAAAACCUACCACAACUAGAACAACCACUGAACCAACAACACCAACAACUGUGACAACUCAAUCAACUACCACAGAAGAGACGACUACGAAACCUACAACAACAAGAACAACUACAAAACCAACAACACCGACAACUGAAACAACAACUCGAUCAACUACCACAGAGAAGACGACAACGAAACCUACCACAACUAGAACAACCACUGAACCAACAACACCAACAACUGUGACGACAACUCAAUCAACUACCACAGAAGAGACGACUACGAAACCUACCACAACUAGAACAACCACUGAACCAACAACACCAACAACUGUGACGACAACUCAAUCAACUACCACAGAAGAGACGACUACGAAACCUACAACAACAAGAACAACUACAAAACCAACAACACCGACAACUGAAACAACAACUCGAUCAACUACCACAGAGGAGACGACAACGAAACCUACCACAACUAGAACAACCACUGAACCAACAACACCAACAACUGUGACGACAACUCAAUCAACUACCACAGAAGAGACGACUACGAAACCUACAACAACAAGAACAACUACAAAACCAACAACACCGACAACUGAAACAACAACUCGAUCAACUACCACAGAGGAGACGACAACGAAACCUACCACAACUAGAACAACCACUGAACCAACAACACCAACAACUGUGACGACAACUCAAUCAACUACCACAGAAGAGACGACUACGAAACCUACAACAACAAGAACAACUACAAAACCAACAACACCGACAACUGAAACAACAACUCGAUCAACUACCACAGAGGAGACGACAACGAAACCUACCACAACUAGAACAACCACUGAACCAACAACACCAACAACUGUGACGACAACUCAAUCAACUACCACAGAAGAGACGACUACGAAACCUUCAACAACAAGAACAACUACAAAACCAACAACACCGACAACUGAAACAACAACUCGAUCAACUACCACAGAGGAGACGACAACGAAACCUACCACAACUAGGACAACCACUGAACCAACAACACCAACAACUGUGACAACUCAAUCAACCACCACAGAAGAGACGACUACGAAACCUACAACAAGAACAACUACAAAACCAACAACACCGACAACUGAAACAACAACUCGAUCAACUACCACAGAGAAGACGACAACGAAACCUACCACAACUAGAACAACCACUGAACCAACAACACCAACAACUGUGACGACAACUCAAUCAACUACCACAGAAGAGACGACUACGAAACCUACAACAACAAGAACAACUACAAAACCAACAACACCGACAACUGAGACAACAACUCGAUCUACUACCACAGAGGAGACGACAACGAAACCUACCACAACUAGAACAACCACUGAACUAACAACACCAACAACUGUGACGACAACUCAAUCAACUACCACAGAAGAGACAACUACGAAACCUACAACAACAAAAACAACUACAAAACCAACAACACCGACAACUGAAACAACAACUCGAUCAACUACCACAGAGGAGACGACAACGAAACCUACCACGACUAGAACAACCACUGAACCAACAACACCAACAACUGUGACGACAACUCAAUCAACUACCACAGAAGAGACGACUACGAAACCUACAACAACAAGAACAACUACAAAACCAACAACACCGACAACUGAAACAACAACUCGAUCAACUACCACAGAGGAGACGACAACAAAACCUACCACAACUAGAACAACCACUGAACCAACAACACCAACAACUGUGACAACUCAAUCAACUACCACAGAAGAGACGACUACGAAACCUACAACAACAAGAACAACUACAAAACCAACAACACCGACAACUGAAACAACAACUCGAUCAACUACCACAGAGAAGACGACAACGAAACCUACCACAACUAGAACAACCACUGAACCAACAACACCAACAACUGUGACGACAACUCAAUCAACUACCACAGAAGAGACGACUACGAAACCUACCACAACUAGAACAACCACUGAACCAACAACACCAACAACUGUGACGACAACUCAAUCAACUACCACAGAAGAGACGACUACGAAACCUACAACAACAAGAACAACUACAAAACCAACAACACCGACAACUGAAACAACAACUCGAUCAACUACCACAGAGGAGACGACAACGAAACCUACCACAACUAGAACAACCACUGAACCAACAACACCAACAACUGUGACGACAACUCAAUCAACUACCACAGAAGAGACGACUACGAAACCUACAACAACAAGAACAACUACAAAACCAACAACACCGACAACUGAAACAACAACUCGAUCAACUACCACAGAGGAGACGACAACGAAACCUACCACAACUAGAACAACCACUGAACCAACAACACCAACAACUGUGACGACAACUCAAUCAACUACCACAGAAGAGACGACUACGAAACCUUCAACAACAAGAACAACUACAAAACCAACAACACCGACAACUGAAACAACAACUCGAUCUACUACCACAGAGGAGACGACAACGAAACCUACCACAACUAGAACAACCACUGAACUAACAACACCAACAACUGUGACGACAACUCAAUCAACUACCACAGAAGAGACAACUACGAAACCUACAACAACAAAAACAACUACAAAACCAACAACACCGACAACUGAAACAACAACUCGAUCAACUACCACAGAGGAGACGACAACGAAACCUACCACAACUAGAACAACCACUGAACCAACAACACCAACAACUGUGACGACAACUCAAUCAACUACCACAGAAGAGACGACUACGAAACCUACAACAACAAGAACAACUACAAAACCAACAACACCGACAACUGAAACAACAACUCGAUCAACUACCACAGAGGAGACGACAUCAAAACCUACCACAACUAGAACAACCACUGAACCAACAACACCAACAACUGUGACAACUCAAUCAACUACCACAGAAGAGACGACUACGAAACCUACAACAACAAGAACAACUACAAAACCAACAACACCGACAACUGAAACAACAACUCGAUCAACUACCACAGAGAAGACGACAACGAAACCUACCACAACUAGAACAACCACUGAACCAACAACACCAACAACUGUGACGACAACUCAAUCAACUACCACAGAAGAGACGACUACGAAACCUACCACAACUAGAACAACCACUGAACCAACAACACCAACAACUGUGACGACAACUCAAUCAACUACCACAGAAGAGACGACUACGAAACCUACAACAACAAGAACAACUACAAAACCAACAACACCGACAACUGAAACAACAACUCGAUCUACUACCACAGAGGAGACGACAACGAAACCUACCACAACUAGAACAACCACUGCACUAACAACACCAACAACUGUGACGACAACUCAAUCAACUACCACAGAAGAGACAACUACGAAACCUACAACAACGAAAACAACUACAAAACCAACAACACCGACAACUGAAACAACAACUCGAUCAACUACCACAGAGGAGACGACAACGAAACCUACCACAACUAGAACAACCACUGAACCAACAACACCAACAACUGUGACGACAACUCAAUCAACUACCACAGAAGAGACGACUACGAAACCUACAACAACAAGAACAACUACAAAACCAACAACACCGACAACUGAAACAACAACUCGAUCAACUACCACAGAGGAGACGACAACAAAACCUACCACAACUAGAACAACCACUGAACCAACAACACCAACAACUGUGACAACUCAAUCAACUACCACAGAAGAGACGACUACGAAACCUACAACAACAAGAACAACUACAAAACCAACAACACCGACAACUGAAACAACAACUCGAUCAACUACCACAGAGAAGACGACAACGAAACCUACCACAACUAGAACAACCACUGAACCAACAACACCAACAACUGUGACGACAACUCAAUCAACUACCACAGAAGAGACGACUACGAAACCUACAACAACAAGAACAACUACAAAACCAACAACACCGACAACUGAAACAACAACUCGAUCAACUAUCACAGAGGAGACGACAACGAAACCUACCACAACUAGAACAACCACUGAACCAACAACACCAACAACUGUGACGACAACUCAAUCAACUACCACAGAAGAGACGACUACGAAACCUACAACAAGAACAACUACAAAACCGACAACACCGACAACUGAAACAACAACUCGAUCAACUACCACAGAGGAGACGACAACGAAACCUACCACAACUAGAACAACCACUGAACUAACAACACCAACAACUGUGACGACAACUCAAUCAACUACCACAGAAGAGACGACUACGAAACCUACAACAACAAGAACAACUACAAAACCAACAACACCGACAACUGAGACAACAACUCGAUCUACUACCACAGAGGAGACGACAACCAAACCUACCACAACUAGAACAACCACUGAACCAACAACACCAACAACUGUGACGACAGCUCAAUCAACUACCACAGAAGAGACGACUACGAAACCUACAACAACAAAAACAACUACAAAACCAACAACACCGACAACUGAAACAACAACUCGAUCAACUACCACAGAGGAGACGACAACGAAACCUACCACAACUAGAACAACCACUGAACCAACAACACCAACAACUGUGACGACAACUCAAUCAACUACCACAGAAGAGACGACUACGAAACCUACAACAACAAGAACAACUACAAAACCAACAACACCGACAACUGAAACAACAACUCGAUCAACUACCACAGAGGAGACGACAACGAAACCUACCACAACUAGAACAACCACUGAACCAACAACACCAACAACUGUGACGACAACUCAAUCAACUACCACAGAAGAGACGACUACGAAACCUACCACAACUAGAACAACCACUGAACCAACAACACCAACAACUGUGACGACAACUCAAUCAACUACCACAGAAGAGACGACUACGAAACCUACAACAACAAGAACAACUACAAAACCAACAACACCGACAACUGAAACAACAACUCGAUCAACUACCACAGAGGAGACGACAACGAAACCUACCACAACUAGAACAACCACUGAACCAACAACACCAACAACUGUGACGACAACUCAAUCAACUACCACAGAAGGGACGACUACGAAACCUACAACAACAAGAACAACUACAAAACCAACAACACCGACAACUGAAACAACAACUCGAUCAACUACCACAGAGGAGACGACAACGAAACCUACCACAACUAGAACAACCACUGAACCAACAACACCAACAACUGUGACGACAACUCAAUCAACUACCACAGAAGAGACGACUACGAAACCUUCAACAACAAGAACAACUACAAAACCAACAACACCGACAACUGAGACAACCACUCGAUCUACUACCACAGAGGAGACGACAACGAAACCUACCACAACUAGAACAACCACUGAACCAACAACACCAACAACUGUGACGACAACUCAAUCAACUACCACAGAAGAGACGACUACGAAACCUACAACAACAAGAACAACUACAAAACCAACAACACCGACAACUGAAACAACAACUCGAUCAACUACCACAGAGGAGACGACAACGAAACCUACCACAACUAGAACAACCACUGAACCAACAACACCAACAACUGUGACGACAACUCAAUCAACUACCACAGAAGAGACGACUACGAAACCUUCAACAACAAGAACAACUACAAAACCAACAACACCGACAACUGAAACAACAACUCGGUCAACUUCUACAGAGGAGACGACAACGAAACCUACCACAACUAGAACAACCACUGAACCAACAUCACCAACAACUGUGACGACAACUCAAUCUACUACCACAGAGGAGGCGACUACGAGACCCACUACAAGAACAAGGACUAAAGCAACAACUACGAAACUCACUUCAACAAGAACAACCACCAAACCAACAACACCGUCAACUGUAACAGCAACUCAAUCUUCUUCUACUCCAAAUCCUACCACAACUAGUAGGACUACUCCGAAGGCUACCACAACUACUCCAAAGCCCACGUCAAGCACGAGAACUACUCCAAAGGCUACCACAACGACUAGAACCACUCCAAAGGCUACCACAACUACGAAGCAGACCAGAACAAAGCCGACGACAACUACUAGGACUACUCCAAAGCCAACCACAACUACUAAAACUACUCCAAAGGCUACCACAACUGCAAAACAGAGCACUACUAAGCCUACCACAACUACUAGGACUACUCCAAAGCCUACCACAACUACUAAAACUACUCCAAAGGCUACCACAACUGCGAAACAGACCACUACUAAGCCUACUACAACUACUAGGACUACUCCAAAGCCUACCACAACUACUAAAACCACUCGAAAGGCUACCACAACUACGAAACAGACCACUACAAAGUCCACCCCAUCAACUACUAGGACUACUCCAAAGUCUAUUAUAACUACGAGAACUACUGGAAAGCCUAUUACAACUACAGAAAAGACCACGACAAAACCUACCACAACUACAAGGACAACUAAGAAGCCCAGAAAAACUACGAAAAAGGCCCCUUCGAAAUCUACCAAAACUACAAAAAAGACCACAACAUCAAAGAGGACUUCGCCCACCACUACCAGAAAACCUAAAUCUACUAAGAAAUCUAAAACUACAACACCUGCAUGUAAAACGAAACCGACUACUAGAAAAUCGAGGACAACAAAAUCGCGACGUUGGUGGCACGAUGAUAGUAACCAUAAGGAAUGGGACGAUAAUAGAAGCCAAGAGAAAUGGAACAAUGAUAGAAACCAUAAGGAAUGGAACGAUGAUAGAAAUCAUAAGGCACGGAACGAAGAAAGAAUCAAUCAUGGAAGAAUGGAUGAAGAACGCGAUAGAAAUUGAAGGAUAGAUAGUUCAUUUAGAUCAUUACUGUAGAUAUCCAGUAUAGGAGUUAAAUAUUGUUCAAAUACUAUGUACUUAUUCAAUAUUAUUAUUAUCGAUAUUUCCAUUAAC
Messenger RNA from Phaedon cochleariae (mustard beetle), 15411 nucleotides. The record is from the annotation of a GenBank genome assembly. NCBI's taxonomy places the organism in Eukaryota, Metazoa, Arthropoda, Insecta, Coleoptera, Chrysomelidae.